This is a messenger RNA of Phymastichus coffea, 2462 nucleotides long. RefSeq names its product uridine-cytidine kinase (gene Uck). Lineage: Eukaryota; Metazoa; Arthropoda; Insecta; Hymenoptera; Eulophidae. The record is from RefSeq and is a predicted model, not a curated record. Gene Ontology annotation, molecular function: ATP binding; kinase activity. Gene Ontology annotation, cellular component: cytoplasm; cytosol. The transcript has 6 exons. Bases 845 to 1642 code for a protein of 265 amino acids.
CUUAUGACGAGAAAAUAAAAACAAGUAAUAAACUUUUUUCUCACGUACAUCUAAAUUUAAAUUACGCGGUCAAUGUUGUUAUUUUAGCCAACGGUUGGUAAUGCUUAUUUAAACUUACUAGCUAUAUAUAUAUUUGAAUUCGAUCCCUCAUUUGUGCAGACGCGUAUGCGCAGGCGGGUACUAAUAAUAAAGCAUAAAUAUAAUGCCUCGAAACAUUAGCUACUACUGUCGUGAUUAUGAUAGUGUAACUGUUCGUGUUUAAGAAAAAGUCAUUGAAAUAAGCUAAGCCAAAAUAGAAUUAAAUAACAUUCGUUCCUCCAUUAGUGAUUCAAAAUAAAUGUUAAAUACUGCAACUAUCAUCGCUUUCAGAUUACUAGUGACGUUCAUUUGCAACAAGUGAAAUAAACAGUCGUUUAAGUACCAGACUUAUGCUUCGCACGUUUGCGCAACAAUAACAAGUGACUGCGAUCACGUACCACUAGGAGUGCGAAAUGAAAAAGAAUCUAUCAAGCAAAAACCCACAUGGUUGUAAAAUUGCAUGUCAGUCUAUAAAUAAAAUCGUGUAUAUAAGAAGAAACUAUACGAAAGUCGCGCAAAAUAUAUUAAAUAGCGUAAAAGCAAUUGGAGAAUAUUUGCAGCGGUCUGAGCAGUGGUCAGCUUGCAGUUUGAAUCACAUGAUGCGUGUGAUACAUCAUAGGAUUAACACCAGACACAUUCGUGAUACGACGUAUCAUUUCGGCUGAUCAACGCCACAAUAUAACCACAGUAGUGAAUGAUAUAUAAAAUCGCAGUAGCAAGUUGAUUCGAUCAGCUGGUUUGCGGCGUGGACUCGCCACUAAGCACGAUGGCAGACAACAGUUCCACGCGAAAAAUGUCCUUCGGUUUCAACGGCAAGAUGAAUGGUGUCGAAGGCAAAACACCCUUUCUCAUCGGCGUUUCCGGCGGCACAGCCAGCGGCAAGUCCACAGUCUGCAAAAGGAUAAUGGAAAAACUCGGCCAAGUAGAUAAAGAUCACACAGAGCGUCAAGUGGUGUGCAUAUCGCAGGACAGUUUCUACAGAGAUUUAACGCCCGCUGAAAAAAUCAAGGCAGAGAAAGGCCAAUUCAAUUUCGAUCAUCCCGAUGCAUUCAACAACGAUUUGAUCCUAAAAAUUCUGAAAGAUAUAUUGGCCGGAAAGAAGUGUGAAAUUCCCGCUUAUGACUUCAGGACAAAUAGUUUAAUCAAGGAUCAGAUCACGGUCAUUUAUCCAGCCGACGUUGUUUUGUUCGAGGGAAUACUCGUCUUCUAUUUCCCGGACAUAAGGGACCUCUUCCACAUGAAACUCUUUGUCGACACGGAUUCGGAUACGAGACUGGCUAGGAGAGUUCCAAGGGAUAUUAAUGAGAGAGGACGAGAUUUGGAAUAUGUAUUGAAUCAGUAUAUGAAUUACGUAAAGCCAGCUUUUGAAGAAUUUUGCUUGCCCACGAAAAAAUUUGCUGACGUUAUCAUUCCUCGGGGAGCCGAUAACACAGUGGCAAUAGACCUUAUAGUGCACCACAUCUGGGACAUUUUGCAGUCUAAAAAGGCUGGUUCCACACCCGGGCAGCAUCCAUACAUCGAUCAUAGGAGAGUGUCUACAUCUUCAGAUUUCCUCAAGAGAUGAUUGAAUUAUCAUUGAACUCACCAUUCAAUUAUUAUAGUCCUUAUGCUUAUAUACAAAUUUCCAUUUUUUCUUACAUGUUUAUAAUGCAUUUUACAUAUACACAAGAUUUGAUAUAUUAAUUUUCAUACGGGAUAUGAACUGCAUGCAAAUUUUACAUAAUAACAAUAUUAAAAAAAUAAUUCAAUGUAUAAAAAGGGUGCAAGUGAAUAACAGUAUUUUUACAGCUUUUAAUAAUAAAUAAUUUUUGUUAUAAAAUCAAUAAUUUCGAAAGUUUGCUUAGCAAUACGUUAAAAACCAAUGUUAAUUACUAUUACAAAUAGCUGUAGAACUUAAACAAUUUAUAUUUGAUUUUGUACUACGGCGUUUAAGAUUAUUCAAUCUAUUCAUUUUAUAUAUAUACUUCCAUUCAAGGCAUAAUAUUCAUCAAAGUAGUCAAUUAUUAUUGAUGUUCAAAUUUAGAAAAAAAUAUACAUGUUUUUUUUAAUGUUUUUUGUAAAUAUUAUGCACAAACCUAAUUUACAAGUUGUGUAGAAAUCCUGAUUAUACAAUUUGUAUUAUCAUUAUACAUUUACUUAUUUGAUAAGUUAGAAUCUAGCCAAAAUGCAUUUAAAGUAUGUCAUUAUAAAUAUGCAAGCGUCUUUAUAAUUCAUCACUAUAAUCACGUACUGUGCCUAACUGUUAAAAAGAACCAUAGUUUGAUAGAAUGGCGACAUAAUGCAUGCUGUAACGAAAAUUUUAAUUAUAACGAUAUUUUUCAAAUAUAUAUUGUAAUUGACUAGUAAUUAACUAUAUUGGUUUUUUUUUCUUCUUUUCCAUUGUG